Molecule: messenger RNA, 3888 nt
Organism: Peniophora sp. CBMAI 1063
Lineage: Eukaryota; Fungi; Basidiomycota; Agaricomycetes; Russulales; Peniophoraceae
Source: the annotation of a GenBank genome assembly
AUGUCCGGUUCCGAGCAUCCUAACUACACGCACUCAGUUACAAACAAUACUCGUGCAGCACUAAAGGCAGCAGAAGCUGCUACAAAGCGUCGAAGUACCAACAAGCGAGCGGGCCUACCACCAGUUGAUGAAAAGCCACCUGAGAAGAAGAAACGCGCCCGAAAGACCUUUGAUGGGCAUCUUUCGACAAACGACCCUCUGUUUGGGAAGGAUAAAGCUACAUCGACAAGUACCUCAGCCACUAGUACACGUGCAUCGUCUCGCAAUGUGUCGCAGCAACCCGAUAUACAGCCCGCUGCAGCUGGGACUGGAGCCGGUACGCGGGUUACAGGGCGCACUGGCCACGGACGUCCUCUCGGCCCAGUAGAAGGCCCUUUCCAAGGUCCUAUUGGCGCAGACACCGACCUCUCAGCACACGUAGCGCCCAACCAGCCUGUCAAUAACUAUGGUAUGCCAGUGGACUUCGCUCAAGGGCCACAGCCGGGCGCGGAGAUUGAUGGCGGGCCGACUCGAAAUACCAAUGUUGAGCGCCUUGCUGAUUUUGCGUCCGGACUGGCUCCCAUCACAUACGCGAACUGCAUCAUUCGGCGCAAAGGGCCUCCUCGAGACCUGACCUGCAGCAACUGUGGGGUAGCAGGACAGGCCAAGUGGCGAUGCGACAGCUGUCAGUGCAAACGGGAUCUUUGUACUGCAUGUGUCCGCAUGCGCCACAUGGAUAACCCGUACCAUCGCGUGCGCUAUCUUACCGGAGCCCAGUACCGCGAGGCAUGGCUCAGAGAUGCUGGUGUCUUCAUUCAGCUUUGUCCCGUUGCACGCGGAACGGAGGCUUGCCCGGGAUAUGAAGAGGACACGUACGUGCUACCGAUGUCGGUGAAUACCGACCCUCCGCCACACUACGGUGGCGCACGAGAAGGCUCGACUGCAACAGGUGCAGGCCCAGGUCGUAGUCGAGACACAGAAGGUCCCGCCAGUACCGCCGGGACUGCUAGUACCGCCGGUACCGCGGGCACUGGCGGUACAUCAAGUCUGUCAGAUGAUGCCCCAGACAUACGUGCCACAAGGCCACAAGCUCGCACUGGCUUCACAGACCUGUACGACGACAUGUUCUCUGGCAGUAGUCAGGAACCUACAAUGGAUGAGGGAGAUGCGGAGGCACGCCUUCACGACGAGGGUGACAGCGAUGGUGAGGAGGAGGAUGGGAGUAGCGGGGGUGCGGAUGAGGGCCGCGCGAGAGCGAGAGGGCGAAAGGCGAGGGUUCAGAAGGACCAUUGGGGGUACAAUGUGAUGGUCAUUGUUCACGAUACAGAUAUCCACCAACUGGGUGUUGCGUACUGCUGCUGUCAGGCUAGUCGUGGACUUGCAGUUGACGAACAGCUCAUCGAGUUUGGGGGGCUUUUUCCAGCCACUCCAACAAACCCUCGAACGUGUUUCACAACUGCCGGUCUGGAGUACCAUCAACUCGAUCGACUAGAGUGUAAAGUUGCACCUCAAGCCAUUAUGCGCAAGCUACGUAGGCAUACAUCGCCAUUGCAUGCUGGAACAGUACCAAACCGCUAUCCAGAGAUGCUGCGUAUCAUGCGCGAGUAUUCCGUUGUCGACAAUCUCAUCGUUCAUGGUUAUGCACAUCGCGAUGUCUCGCUUUGGCAGCCUCCGCCGCCUGGCGGUCUCUUUCAUUCCUGCAUAGUCUGCCCGUGCCGAGAAAACCUCCCAAAGGGUUACCGGUAUAGCAUCUACGCCUGGGCGUUUCAUUAUGCAUUUGCUCACGACGGGAACUUCAAUGGCCAACAUACUGUAUCAAAGCAGCCAGGCAACAACGUCCCUAUCUUUCCCGGUACUGGUGCCUUCCAACAUCCUACAGAGGCCAAAGCCGACUUGGCAACCAUGAAAACGGACAGGCAGCUCAAGAAGGAGAAUGAGCGACUGCGCAAGUUUGCAAAGGACAAGCCGUGUCAUAAACAUCUUGCAGCACAGCUUAGCGGCAAAACACGCGACAAGGUCACGGACAUCAAGGGGAUAGGCGCUUGGGCGUGUGCUCGACAUGGUUGCUUCGCCAGUGGAGGCACAUGCAACUAUGAGCUGGGCGAAGCAUCUGGUCCCGCCGACGUUGCCUUGAACAAUAUGUUCAAGCAGAACACCGAUGUCAAUCUGAUCGAACGACUUCUUCUAUUCUACGACAUCUGGUGCAGAUAUGGAGUUCAUCUGCAGGAGCGGUUCAAGGGAAGUGCAAACAUUGAGUGGCCAGAGUUUGCUGAGGUGCUGGGUAGUGUUGGAGUGUGGCACAUCUACGGGCACAUCUUUGAGUGUUAUGGGCGCUGGUCUAGUCUGUACUCCCACCAUGCUGGCAUAGUCGACGGUGAGAUCCUUGAGACGCUGUGGUCUGUUCUGAACCAGAUUCUCGAGUCUUGCCGUGGAAUGUCGUUGGCAAACCGGGAGGAAGUCAUCAGUAUGUUCGAGUCUGACAGUAAUCAUCGGAAGAACAUGGCUAUGGUUGAUACGCUUGCACGCAAGUUUGAGAAGUAUGUGGCGGAGGAGGUGAAGCGGGAGGCCCUGGUUGCGGAGCUGACAGAGUGCACAUCAAAGGAGAACGUCGAGCGGUGGGAGCAGGAGCGAGUGCAGUUUGAAAGAGAUCGCAUCAACGACCCUGCCAUUGCUGAUGAGUUCUUCAAAAAGGAUCUCAUUCAAGUGAAGUCCAGGAAGGAGACGGAAACUGUGCUCCUGGAGGCUGAAGCCAAGCUCCCCGAUGGCAAGGGUCUCGCUAGGGCGAUAAUAGACUCGAUGAAUGUCCAAAUUGACCAACUUAAACUACAAGCGCUUGAGAAACAGGCCACAUCACCCAGUGAGCGUCGAUCUGUUGCGACAACUCGAACACGUCUUCACAACCGGUUAAACAAAUGCAAUGCUGCCAUGGUCGCUGCACUGGGAUCUGAGCCAGGCCCAGAAGGCCUCACCCAAGUUCGCUUGCGCACCCUCAUGCAGGAGGAUGAAUGGGGUCACAAGGCGGACAAGUCGCGCGAGAAACGCUCGAGACAUGACCUUCGUACCUCUGCCGAGUUCCGACCUGCUGAUAUGCCGUCAUCUCGUGGUGAAGCAUGGCGGUCGUUCAAGCUUAAUCCGGGCCAAGAGGACGAUACACCCACUCGCCAACGUGCCAUGUCCAUCCAGACUCAGGUAGUCGUCGGAGUGAUGGAGGAGGCUCUAGGCGAGAUCCGGACUCGUAUUGUCGACCAGGCAAAUACGUAUCUUCAACGCAUCAGGUCGCGGUCAGGAAACGCAAAUACAGGCUACUACGAGACGAAUGCGGCAUAUGCGGACGCGCAGAACCAAGGCAAGGCCGUUCGAAUUCACGCCCAAAUUUACAACCUUUGUCGGGAGAAGCUGGAUUUGUUGGCGUGGGACAAAUCACCGAAGGGAGUCGCUACUCAUACAGACCUCAAAGGGCGGUACCGGGAGCUCGAGGCCAAGGACCUGAAAUGUUCGACGGCGACCUACAGUACGACUGGCAACAGUGAUGGAUUCCAGCUUCCCUGGUUUUGGAGAAUGGUCGCCGUCGACUUCAGUGGAUCACCAGAAGCGCAACAAGCAAAAGACGAAGAGUUUAUUGCCGAGUUUUUCCGUGUGCGUUGGAUCAAUGCCAAAUGCUCGCUUACACGGUGCCGUGAGGAGCUGAUCAUCUUAUACUUCGAGAUGCAAAUGUGCUACCUGGGCUACACGAGCCGGGCACAAGCAUGGCGGGAGCGUAAAGCUGCAAUGGAGGACUCCCUUGCACAUGCGUACAUGGCACAGGAGUAUGUCAGUCACUGGCUGGAUAUGGCGGCUUAUGCAAAACAACAGUUCAACCUUUGUUACACUGAUGUCAUCUCGGACACUCUGAUACGCGAGUUCAUGUAG